AGCUGUGAGCACAUCAUUUCGCCGUGAAGCGAUCAGACCGAGGGAGAGAUCAGCCCAGACAUCAACACGCAAACACACCACGCUUGUGAAUUUUUGCAUGUCAGGAGCGGAGGAUCCUGUCGCCGGUCAACGGCCGUUUUCCAUCUUGUAUUCAUAACGCAUACAUCAGCGGCAUGUGGAAUUGUAUCAGGAUUAGGAAUUGGCUCCCAAUCGCGUGCCUGCUGUUAACGAUAUGGACGAAGGUGUCCCAGUCCUCUGGCUAUUUUGAGCUGCAGCUGAUUGCUGUAGAAAAUGUAAACGGGGAGUUGUGGGACGGGGAAUGUUGCGACGGCACGCGGAACUCUCAAGACCAGCGCUGCGUACGGGACGAGUGCGAUACUUACUUUAAAGUGUGUCUGAAGGAGUACCAGUCUGAAGUCACCACCACUGGGCCGUGCACCUUUGGCUCUGGAUCUACUGACGUUCUCGGUGGAAAUAUAUUUUCUUUUAAGACUGCAAAGAACAACCCCAGCAAAACGAGCGGUGUGGGAAAGAUCACCAUCCCCUUUCACUUCGCCUGGCCGCGAUCCUACACACUCAUCCUGGAAGCCUGGGACUGGGAUAACUCCACUCAGAACAUCGGCGAGGAGAAUUUGAUAGAGCGACACAUUCACGCCAGCAUGGUGAAUCCCGGAGACCACUGGCAGUCCAUCCUGCACCCCGGAAUCACGGCCCACAUUGAGUACCGCAUCCGGGUCAGAUGUGAUGAGAACUACUAUGGGAGUAAGUGCAACAAACAGUGCCGGCCAAGAGACGACUACUUUGGCCAUUACCACUGCGAUCCAUCAGGAAAUAUUGUAUGUCUAGACGGCUGGAUGGGAGAGGACUGCCGGACAGCAAUCUGCAAGCAGGGCUGUAAUCUGAUUCACGGCGGCUGUACGGUGCCUGGAGAAUGCAAGUGCAACUAUGGCUGGCAGGGCCAGUUCUGUGACGAGUGUCUGCCGUACCCUGGCUGCUUGCACGGGACCUGUGCCAUGCCCUGGCAGUGCACUUGCGAGAAGAACUGGGGCGGCCUCCUCUGCGAUAAAGAUCUGAACUACUGCGGCACGCACCAUCCCUGCGUCAACGGCGGGACCUGCAUGAACUCUGAACCGGAUGAAUAUAACUGUGCCUGUCCCGAAGGGUACUCGGGCAAGAACUGUGAAAUAGCUGAACAUGCAUGUGUUUCCAACCCCUGUGCGAACGGUGGCACGUGUCACGAAGUCCCGAGCGGGUUUGAGUGCCAGUGUCCACCAGGCUGGGAGGGACCCACUUGUGCUAAAGUCUGCCCCUCUCCUGCUACUCUACACUUCCCAUCUCCUUCUCUUCAAUCUCCCAAUCUACCAAUUGUCUACAAAAUCUCCCAACUCUUUCUUUCCCUCACUUUCACAGAUGCAAAUGAAUGUAUGGGGAAGCCUUGUGUAAAUGCUCACUCUUGCAAAAACAUGAUUGGUGGAUAUCACUGUGACUGCUUUCAAGGAUGGGCCGGACAGAACUGUGACAUCAAUCUCAAUGGCUGCCAUGGACAGUGCCAGAAUGGAGCAACAUGCAAGGAGCUGGUUCAUGGAGGUUACCACUGUCAGUGUCCUCCAGGUUUUGUGGGCUUGCACUGUGAAGUCUCAAGGAACAAAUGUGCCAGUGGUCCUUGUCAAAACGGCGGCCGCUGCCAUGUCAUUCUGGACAGCUUUGUUUGUGAAUGCCCGGCAAACUAUGCAGGGAUGCUCUGUGAGGUGGAGAGUCUGUCUCACCCCUGUAAACCGAACCCCUGUCAGAACAAGGCUUCAUGCUACAGCCUGCUGGGUGACUUCUACUGCGCCUGUCCUGAAGACUACGAGGGCAAGACCUGUGAAAACCGCAAGGACCACUGCAAGACAACCCCUUGCCAAGUGAUUGACAGCUGUACGAUUGCUGUGGCGAGUAACAGCUCAGAUGGGGGUGUGAGACACAUCAACUCUAAUGUGUGUGGUCCUCAUGGCCGCUGUAUCAGCCAGCCAGGCGGCAACUUCACCUGCACCUGUGAGCUGGGCUUUACAGGAACUUACUGUCACGAGAAUGUAAACGACUGCGUGGGCAAUCCGUGUCGAAACGGAGGCACCUGCAUCGACGGGAUCAGCUCUUUCCAGUGCUUCUGUCCGGACGGCUGGGAGGGUGACCUCUGCGACCUCAAUGUGAAUGAGUGCAGUCGGAGCCCCUGUAAGAAUGGCGGCCACUGUGUGGACCUGGUCAAUGACUUCUACUGUGAAUGUGCCAAUGGCUGGAAAGGAAAGACCUGUCAUUCACGUGAAAGUCAAUGUGAUGCCACCACAUGCAGUAAUGGAGGGACCUGCUAUGACCACGGAGACACUUUCCGCUGCGCCUGCCCUCCUGGAUGGGGAGGAAGUACAUGCAACACCGCAAAGAACAGCACUUGCGCGUCCAGCCCCUGCCUGAAUGGAGGAACAUGCGUGGGUGGUGGUGACACGUUCACCUGCAUCUGUAAAGACGGCUGGGAGGGGCCCACCUGCACUCAGAACAUCAACGACUGCAACCCUCACCCCUGCUAUAAUGGAGGAAUCUGCGUGGACGGGGUGAACUGGUUCCGCUGUGAAUGUGCCCCUGGAUUCGCUGGACCAGACUGUCGUAUCAACAUUGAUGAGUGCCAGUCGUCACCCUGCGCAUACGGUGCCACCUGUGUGGAUGAGAUCAAUGGCUUCCGAUGUGUCUGCCCACUCGGUCGCACCGGACCUCAAUGCCAAGAGUUCAUUGGCGUUGGGAAGACGUGUCACUAUGCUGGACUUCAGUUCCCGCAUGGCAGCCGCUGGGAGGAAGAAUGCAACACUUGUCAAUGUGUCAAUGGCAAAGUGGAGUGCACCAAGGUGGUCUGUGGCCGGCGGCCGUGUCUGUUGCCAGGGACGCUAGGGCGAGAGCUUCAAUCCUGUCCAGGAGGUCGUGAAUGCCUGGAGCACAACUUCCUGACGUGCCUCUCUCCCCCUUGCCACCAGUGGGGGUUUUGUUCAAGCCCUGAUGCCGCCCCAACCCUCCAAACAAAAUGUGAGCCCAACUCAGUCUACCUGGACAAGAGCUGUGCUCGCAUCACCCUUAUAUUCAACAGGGACAAAUUACCCACAGGAACGACUGUGGAGAACGUCUGCUCAGAGCUGAGGUAUAUGCCUGCCACGCGUAGCCUGGCGAAAGAUCACGCGCUGUUGGUUCUUUGUGACCUCUCCUACAAAAACCAAGAUGCAGUAGAGGUGGCCAUCUCAUUCCAGCAGGACGAGCAGCCUAACCACAGUCAGAUCCAGGAGGCAGCUAGUACCAUAGUCAGCACGCUGUCCAAGCGGCACAACAGCACCGUCAUGCUUGCCGUCAUCGAGGUCAAAGUGGAGAUGCCGGUCAUGUCCCAGCCAGUGGACUAUCUGGUGCCCGUGUUGUGCGUCAUCCUGUGCGUACUCUUGGUCUUCUGCGUCAUCGUCUGCGUGUGGUGGACCCGUAAGCGGCGAAAAGAGCGCGAGAGGCGAGAGCGCGUGCCCGUGGAAGAGAGCGUCAACAACCAGUGGGAACCACUGAGGCCUGUGACGCGGCCGCAGCACAAGGACAACCGGGACGCACAGUACGAGCGCACCAAGCUCAUGGGCUCCCCGGAUCGGACCUGCACAAGCGGGGAGGACGAGGAGGAGAUGGAGGAGGAAGAGCUGGAGCUGGUGGAAGAGGGGGGCAAGCAUCCCAUCCAAAAGUACUCUAAACCUGCAGAGCGGACCAAGAACGGGUUGAUCUGCACCAUGCGGAGCAGCGGCAGCAGCGGCUGCAGCAGCCCUUCCCUCAAAGCACCCUACUGGACAGGCUUCAGCCCAAAGGACAACAACUGUAAAAAUGUAAAUAACGCCACCACCGGCCAAGAGCACAAAGAACACUGCGUAUGAGCUCCGACGAGCAGGACAAGGAGACCAAGGCCAUCUCAGAAACAAAGACUGAGUUUUUCCCAUGUGUUAUUUUUAUUUUUGACUUCUUUUGAGGCUGAUAAAGUGGCAAAUUUCUUUCGUUCCUUUUUUUUAUGUACAGAGGAAGCAAAUUCUAUUUCUUUAUAAGGAGGCAGUGAGAAGCCUUGCUUUGUUUUCUGAGAAAAAAAAACUGCUGGAUUAGGAGCAGGACUAUGGAACUCGUGAGAGAAACCGUAUAAAGACUUUUACGUUGUUGUUUACAAAUGGUUGUGCUUUUGGUUUUGUUUCGAGUGGCCCAAUUUCGGUGCAGACCACGUGCGGGGGGUGGGGGACGCUGGCUUCGGGGGAUCCCCCUUCAACCGUUCAUCUGUUCUCCUUCCACGUCUGCCUUACGAGCUCGUCGUCCAUGAGGAGGGCUACAGUGCCUAUAAAGUGGCCUUGUUUUUUCUGUCCUUUCUGUCAUCUUGGCUGAACACUCUUUAUAAAACGUAUUGCAGUAUUUUGAGUCGGUCGCAAGUGCCUUCGGACAAGCCCCUCGGUUUCAGGGUCUCCUGACCCGAUAGAUCACGACAAAGAGGAGAGGCUGGUCUUAAGAGCAGCUCCCAUAUUACCAUCAAGGUAUUCAACAAAGACAAGAGAUCUGUAAAUAUGUGUAUAUAAUAAAGGAGUCGCUGUGUAUAUUUGAAUUUAGUAACUUAAGUCACUUUUUUUUUUUUAUUAUUAUAAUUAUGAUUUAAAUAUUAUGAUUAUUGUUUUUUUCUUUGUUUUUUUUAACACCAUUCCUUUUAUUUAUGCCAGUUGAUAUGGCAGAUUUUGUAAGAUGUAUACAGCGUCCCACAGUCAGAACAAAAAUAUAAUCAGAGAUUGUUGGUUUUGUUUUCACUAGACACCUAUACGAUCGUGUGCUGUAUUGUGGCGUGUGUGUUCUUCUCCUUAAAAACCCCUAUUCCCUUUCCACAUCUGUCCUUUCUUGCUGAUCAUAAAACCAUGCUGCUUGUUUUUUGUAAAGAUGCUAUGUCAUGUCAAAAUGAUGUUUUCUCCUUUUUUUUUGUUUGGUUGGAUCGAAACUUCAUGAAGGGAACAAUUAUGUUGUAAAGCAUUUGUACUCGAGGUACCAGCUCAAAGAAAUGGAUUACCUCAGAAACGGCUGGCUAUGAUUUGAUUUCUUUCAUCAUGAUGUUAAAGAUUUUGUUUUUUGCUUAUGGGAAGAUGAAAAACGUUUAAAACUGUUCCUGAACAACUGGUUCACAAUCAAAUUCAAGUAAACAAUUAUAAAUAAGCAAGUUAAGCUCAAUGUCCGUUAUGGAAGGGAAACGGGGUGGAGCUGGAGGAGAGUUUUUUUUGUUUUGCUUUGUUUUUUAAGCUGUAUUUUUAUUUUUAUUUUGUACAGAAUAAUUGCUCUGAAAAGAAGUUAUUUGGUUCAUUUAGUGGAAUUUAUGUUUGUUCUUAGAAAUAAAUCAAACUAUUUAUUAAAGCAUUUUAUAACAAUGUG
This is a messenger RNA of Sinocyclocheilus grahami, 5427 nucleotides long. Its product is annotated as protein jagged-2-like. The record is from RefSeq and is a predicted model, not a curated record. NCBI's taxonomy places the organism in Eukaryota, Metazoa, Chordata, Actinopteri, Cypriniformes, Cyprinidae. Gene Ontology annotation, cellular component: membrane. The transcript has 25 exons. Bases 174 to 3917 code for a protein of 1247 amino acids. Gene Ontology annotation, molecular function: Notch binding; calcium ion binding. Gene Ontology annotation, biological process: cell communication; multicellular organism development; Notch signaling pathway.